Funneliformis caledonium is the source of this 1371-nucleotide messenger RNA. The record is from the annotation of a GenBank genome assembly. NCBI's taxonomy places the organism in Eukaryota, Fungi, Glomeromycota, Glomeromycetes, Glomerales, Glomeraceae.
UAUGCCGAAAUUGUAAAUUUGACUUUACCUGAUGGUUCUCGUCGCGCUGGUCAAGUUUUAGAAGUUCAAGGAAAGAGAGCUGUAGUACAAGUUUUUGAAGGGACAUCUGGCGUUGAUGCCAAAGCAACUCAUGUAGAAUUUACAGGUGAUACUCUUAAAAUUCCAGUCUCUGAAGAUAUGUUGGGUCGUAUAUUCAACGGAUCUGGUAAAGCGAUCGAUAAAGGUCCAAAGGUGUUUGCCGAAGACUUUUUAGAUAUCAAUGGAUCACCAAUCAAUCCGUUUUCACGUAUUUAUCCGGAAGAAAUGAUUCAAACUGGUAUUUCAGCUAUAGAUACUAUGAAUUCAAUUGCCCGUGGUCAAAAAAUUCCAAUUUUUUCUGCAGCUGGUUUACCACAUAAUGAAAUUGCUGCUCAAAUUUGUCGUCAAGCUGGUCUUGUCAAGAAAGUUGACAAGGGAGUUUUUGAUGACCAUGAGGAUAAUUUCUCAAUUGUAUUUGCGGCUAUGGGUGUUAAUAUGGAAACAGCGCGUUUCUUCAAACAAGAUUUUGAGGAAAAUGGUUCUAUCGAAAGAGUCACUCUGUUUUUAAAUCUAGCUAAUGAUCCAACCAUCGAACGUAUUGUUACACCACGAUUAGCUCUUACAACUGCAGAAUAUUAUGCUUAUCAACUCGAAAAGCACGUUUUAGUUAUUUUGACAGAUAUGAGUUCAUAUGCUGAUGCUUUACGUGAGGUCUCUGCUGCGCGUGAAGAAGUACCAGGUCGUCGUGGUUAUCCAGGUUAUAUGUACACCGAUUUGUCUACAAUUUAUGAACGUGCAGGACGUGUCGAAGGAAGGAACGGCAGUAUCACACAAAUCCCCAUUUUAACUAUGCCAAAUGAUGAUAUUACUCAUCCUAUUCCGGAUUUGACGGGUUAUAUUACAGAAGGUCAAAUCUUCGUUGACCGUCAAUUGCAUAAUCGUCAAAUUUAUCCACCUAUUAAUGUGUUGCCUUCACUCUCUCGAUUGAUGAAAUCUGCUAUUGGUGAAGGCAUGACAAGGAAAGAUCAUGGUGAUGUCUCAAAUCAAUUGUAUGCUAAAUAUGCUAUUGGUCGUGAUGCUGCUGCCAUGAAAGCUGUCGUUGGUGAAGAAGCCUUGAAUCAAGAAGAUAAGCUUUCUCUCGAAUUCUUAGAAAAGUUCGAAAAGACAUACAUUGCCCAAGGUGCAUAUGAAUCGAGAACAAUUUAUGAAUCUUUAGAUUACGCUUGGUCGAUUCUUCGUAUUUUCCCGAAGGAAAUGUUAAAUCGUAUACCACAAAAAGUAUUACAAGAAUUUUACCAGCGUGCAAAGGCUUCUCAUAAAAGCAAAGCUGUGGUCGAUACUGUAGAAGCGUGA